UGCUUCAAAAAGAUUGAAAAUAAAUCUAGAGUACCAGAUUCUAAACGCCACAUUUCAUCUGUAUGCAAGGAGGAUCUUAAGCGAUACUGGCAAUAUUGGCUAAAGCCGGGGAAAUUAACCUACCAUACUGUUUGAUGGAAUCUAAGAAGGAAGCUGGUUUGAAGAGAUAAGGAGUUACAAGUACUUAUUAACUUGAUAUUUCAAGACUGCCUUGAUUAGAAAACAACGACAUAUAAAAAAUUAAUAAACCAGGCCCUGCAAAGUGGAGCUGAAAAAUUAAUUGUCAGCGAGUUGCAGAUUCAGACACUGGAAUACCUAUCGAGAUUACCAAUCUAUAUAUUGGAUACGAGAGGAUAUUUGAUCACAUCACGAAACAUAUCAUAAACUAGCUAUAAAAGCAACAGAGUCACAUGGAGUAUGACAGACUAUAAAGUGAAAGAUAAUAAAAAAUGUAGGGAUGCUCUAUAAUUACAUGUUAAGCGUUACCGGAUCGAGGAAUCUUGGCUCAUAAAUAUAUGAAUGACUGUAAAUAUAUUUCCACAUUGCCAACUACAUAUGGAAUAGUCUAUCAUAUCAGUAGAAGGAUUUGAUUGUACAAGCUAAAUUAAGAGAACUCAAUGCGAGAAGUUUAUGAGUGUCGAAAACAUUGAAUUUCAACAGAGCAAGCAAUUGAUGAAGCAAAUGACAAAAAUCAUCAAUAUGCAAUCAACCUUAUAUAGAAAAGAGAACAAAUUGUAAUUGAACCUAUUGAGUUCAAGACUUUAAAAUUUGCGAAGAGAGAUUCAUCUGAUGUAAAGUCAUAUUCAAACAGAAGAAUUGACAGCUUUCGUGAAUCAGGAAAUUAGUACAUUCUGCGUGACUACACAAACAAUCUAAUUGGGACUUUACGGCUCUGUGGUAGUACUACAAUCAAAUCAAGUGAAUUCAAGAAUUAGCAAAUGUGCCAAUAACAUUUAGAUGAUUUAUAUUCUCUACACAAGGGACACAAUAAUUUGACAAAACUCCCCUCGAGUAAUUAUUGAGCACAAUGUCGCACAUAUGGAUAAGAAAUACCAGUGAGAGAAAAGAACCCACAAAUUGUUGAAGCCUCAUCACUGUGGACAGAUAAUUUGAUUGACUUUGUUAUUAGGAUUGUAGGAUCUAAAAUCAUCACCGAAUUUAUGACAUUUGAUUAAAGGUAAUAUAAUCAAUUGAUUUCUUCACAUCUCCAAGCUAAUUAACGACAGCGAGGUAGAUUACUCUAAAAUUGAUCAAUAUAAAAAUGUAAAUAAUUGAUGAUAUAGUUCAGGCAAAAUCUGUAUAAAAUGACAGACCUAAAUUCCAAUUUAAUGAUGAUGAAUCAAUCCAACGAUAACAUGAACACCGACGAUAUAUCAAUCCUUUAUCAAUUAUCAGACAUUGCCAAUCAGACGCUACAGAAUAACUCGCAGGAUAUAGGCAAUAAAUAUUUGGAUGACUUUUAUAUACUACAAAAGAGGCAGCUUGAUUUCCUACAAAGUACCGAAUAUAAAAUAAUAACAAACCUGCAGAUAUAUUUCAAACCAAUAUUAAUAGUCCUUGGAACAAUAGGGAAUAUAUUCACAGCACGAGUGCUUUAUAAACGGUACGUGAAACAGAAUUCCGCCAGUGUAUAUCUUCUCGCUCUCGCAAUUACAAAUACUCUCAUACUUAACUUAAUCAUCGCACCUGAUUGGAUCCAUAUUGUCACGCAAACAAGAUACAUCGCAAACACCUCGGACUGGAUGUGUCGGAUCUGGAAGUUUUAUUCUGAAUUCAUCAAGGCCCUGUGCAUCUGGCUGGUCGUUGCCAUGACAGUGGAUCGAUUUAUCUUCUUGUGGUAUCCGCUGCGAGCUCAGAGCAUAUGCACCGUAUUUAUCGCGAAAGUAACAACGGUACUACUUAUCGUUUUCACUGGAUCCCUAAG
This is a messenger RNA of Owenia fusiformis, 1924 nucleotides long. NCBI's taxonomy places the organism in Eukaryota, Metazoa, Annelida, Polychaeta, Sabellida, Oweniidae. The record is from the annotation of a GenBank genome assembly.